This is a messenger RNA of Aureobasidium subglaciale EXF-2481, 1619 nucleotides long. RefSeq lists its product as uncharacterized. The transcript is spliced from 3 exons. The record is from RefSeq and is a predicted model, not a curated record. Lineage: Eukaryota; Fungi; Ascomycota; Dothideomycetes; Dothideales; Saccotheciaceae. The coding region runs from base 219 to 1376 and encodes 385 amino acids.
CAAGCUGGCGGGAAUUUAAGAAAGAGCUUCCAUCGUCACUGCGCAUCCACCAGCCAUCAACGACCUGCCUCCGAAUUACUUUAUCCCUCGCGCGUCGCCUACAUCUAUCCAUCAAUCCCCUCAUCGAUAGUCGUUUCAUUCUCCACUUCCAACCUCGUCUCACCGAUCACUAUCUGGUAUCCUACACCACAGCAUCUACCAUCUACUCCAUCAUCACAAUGAAGUACGCACUUACUCUUGUCGCCGGCGGCGCCGCUCUUGCUGCCGCCCAGGGUGGUCUCAGCGCUUGCGCUCAAAACUGCUUCAACGCCAUGGUUGGCAAGGCCGUCACCGAAUUCGGCUGUGUCAACAACGACAUCAGCUGCUACUGCAGCAAGCCCGAGUUCGGCUACGGUGUUCGCGAUUGUUCCAUGCAGGCCUGCUCUGCUCAAGAAGCUGCUGAUGCUAUUGGAUUCGCAAACGCCUACUGUGCUGCCGCCGUCGCCUCGGCCACCAACUCAGUCGCCUCUAUCCUGAGCACUGUUUCCGGCUCUGGAUCUGCUUACUCGUCAGCCACCUCCGCCGGCGCUUCCCUCGGAUCUUCCAUUGCUGGUGCCGGUGUCGGCGGUGCUGCCUCAACUGGCGCCCAACAGUCGUCUGGCAGCACUUCUUCUGCCAUCACCACCUCUGCUCUCGUUAGCACUGUCACUUCUGAUGGUAGCGCCAUCCCCACCACCACUGGCUUCUCUACGAUCUACUCCGUCGUUCCGAUCGUCGGUGGUAUCGCUGGUGGUGCCUCAUCCGGUGCCUCGGACGCCCAGCAGUCGUCCUCUGCCCUCACCACCUUGGCUGUCCUCAGCACCGUCACCUCAGGCGGCAGCACUAUCACCACUGCCGUUGGCUCCACCACCCUCUACGGCCCUGGCGGUGUCGUUGGUGUUAGUUCUACCGGUGCCGGCGCCCAACAGUCGUCGUCCGCUGUAACUACCUCUGCCAUUGUCAGCACCGUCACCUCGGGCGGCAGCACCUUCCCCACCACCGUCGGCUCAUCUACCUACUUCGGUGUCGGUGGCAUUGUCGGCGGCGCUUCCUCCGGCGCAUCCAGCGCUGGAUCUGCCGCUUCUUCGGGCGCCUCUUCAGUCAGAUCUGGAGCCUCUUCCGCUGCUUCGUCUGCCAGCUCCGGUGCCUCGUCUGCCGCAUCCCGUGCUUCUUCCGGUGCUUCCAGCGUUGCCAGCGCCGCCUCUUCGGGUGCUUCUUCUGCUGCUUCCCGCGCCUCGUCUGCCGCUGGAGGCGCAACCAGCGCCGCCUCGUCGCUCGUCGUUACCAACGCUGCUCCCAUGAAGACGGCUGGCCCCAUGAUGGGUGCCGCCGCUCUCGCCGCUUUCAUGCUCGUUUAAGCGAACAACAGUUGGUGCUUGCUCAAAGUCUCUCAGCACCGCUACGAGUUACGAAGAUCUGCUUUACCAGCGUUGAGAGUGUUUACCUAAUAUCGGCCUGGCUUAUCGAUGAUAUCCACGUAGGAAGUGACGUUGGCUAUGGCGCAAGGGAAAACAAGGAGGCUCUUUCACUAAUGGAAAUGGUCUCAGAAAACCUAAUGUGUACUACUGGAAAAUGAAUAUACCCUCUUCUUCAAUAUUUGC